AUGACAGAACCUAAAAAAGAAGCUAUUGAGGCAAUGUCAGAAUGUGGUCUAAGACCAAUGGAGUCUUAUAGGUAUAUGUCAACAGAAACUGGCGGAGACGACUGUGUAGGUCAUACGAUGAUUGAUCAUCUAAACUACUGCUACAAGUUAAAAAUGAAGCAAAUUGAUGGCAAGGAUUCACAAACACUAGUGAACAAACUGUAUGACAUACAAUCAAUAGAUCCCGAGUUCUUUUUCAGAGUAAGACUCAAUGCUGAAGGAAAAGUUGAGUGCCUAUUUUGGAGGGAUUCUAUGAUGAGAGAAGAUUACAAAAUAUAUGGAGAUGUUCUAGUUUUUGAUACUACAUUCAGAACCAAUAAGUACAAUCUCAUAUGUGCUCCAUUUGUUGGUAUCAAUAACCAUUGGAAAAAUACAAUGUUUGCUUGUGCUUUCAUUGGGGAUGAAACCACAGAAUCUUUCGUUUGGGUGUUUGAAACUUUUCUGAAGGCUAUGGGAGGAAAGCACCCUAUAUCAAUUUUCACUGAUCAAGAUGCAGCUAUUGCUGCUGGAAUAGAACAGGUUUUUCCUUCUUCAAGACACAGGUUAUGCUUGUGGCACUUGAGUAAAAAUGCAAACAGUAGGUUUGGUUUAUUGAAGUCUGAUAAAAACUUCAAAAACGCAUUCUACAAGUGUUUAAGUGGGUGUAUAACACCAAAUGAUUUUGAAGAAACUUGGAAAUCUAUGAUCAACACUUUUAAGCUGGAAAAAGAUGACUGGUUCAACAGAUUGUAUGGUCUUAAAGAAAAAUGGUGUACAGCUUUAAGUAAAGAUUUUUUUUCUGCCGGUAUACUUUCUUCACAAAGAAGUGAAAGUACAAACCAUGCUGUUGGUUUUAAAGCAAAUAAAAGUACAACAUUAACAGAGUUCUAUAGUAUUUUUCAAGCUACAAUAAAUCGAUGGAGAAAAACCGAAGAAAAAGACGACUUUGACUGUACAAGGGGAAUACCAACUUCAGAGCUAAGUAUGAGUGCUAUAUUAAAACAGGCAGCAAAUGUAUACACGAUAACACUUUUUCGUGAUUUUGAAGAAGAGUUCAAGCUUUCUGUGGCAAGUAGUACAAUGUUCAAGGGAAGUGUAGGAAGAACAGUGUUUUUUGAAGUGUGGAUAGAAGGAAUAAUAGGAUCAAGGCAAGAAGUUCAAUACAAAAUGGAAGAUUCAACCGUCACUUGCACAUGCAAAAACUUUGAAGAAUCUGGAUGGUUGUGCUUCCAUUGUUUAAGAAUAUUGCAUAUACAUUCAAUCAAUACAAUUCCAGAUCGUUACAUAACAACAAGAUGGACUAGAUAUGCAAAGAAACAGAUAUGGGAAAGGGUUGAUACAAUAAAAAGGGAGAAAGGUGAAAUCAACAAUUUUACUGGGCAUAAGAUAGCAAAGGCCAGAAAAUUUAUCGAGGAGAAGUUUAAAAUGGAUAAUAAAGCAGUUGAUGAAAUCAUAAAAAAGGAAGAAGAAAGGAAGGCAAAAGAAGAAGCUGCAAAGAUAGCAGAACAAGAAAAGGCAAAAGCUGAAGCACAACGAGAAACACAAGACGGGGAAUCAACUAAUUCUGAAAUAACAAUUGUGCUUGAUCCUGAUCGUGCUAAUACUAAAGGAAAGAGUAAGAAGAGAAUAAAGGGUCAAUAUGACAAUUACAAGCAGCCAUCAAAGAAAGGAAAAAAGAAACACAAAGAAUUUGGAUCCAAGACACCCAAUAUUCAAUUAUUUACACCUAAAGAACAACUAUUUUAG
Molecule: messenger RNA, 1764 nt
Organism: Spinacia oleracea (spinach)
Lineage: Eukaryota; Viridiplantae; Streptophyta; Magnoliopsida; Caryophyllales; Amaranthaceae
Product: protein FAR1-RELATED SEQUENCE 5-like
Exons: 4
Coding region: 1-1764 (587 amino acids)
Molecular function (GO): zinc ion binding
Source: RefSeq, a predicted model, not a curated record